Molecule: messenger RNA, 2957 nt
Organism: Sardina pilchardus (European sardine)
Lineage: Eukaryota; Metazoa; Chordata; Actinopteri; Clupeiformes; Clupeidae
Product: tumor susceptibility gene 101 protein-like
Exons: 10
Coding region: 174-1346 (390 amino acids)
Biological process (GO): endosome to lysosome transport; protein modification process; protein transport
Cellular component (GO): ESCRT I complex
Molecular function (GO): ubiquitin binding
Source: RefSeq, a predicted model, not a curated record
CAGUUUGUUGAGGAUAUCAUGGUUUGACGUUGUCCGCUCUUGUCUUUCAAUUUCCAUCCAAAUAAUGUCGGUUUAAUCGAAGAACAGAUAGUUUGUCGAAGGGAAGAAGUGAAAUAAAACGUAGGCUAUAUUUUUGUCCUGAUUUUUGGCUGAUUUUGGGACUAGUUAAGAUUAUGGCAGUCAACGAAAAUGCUCUCCGAAAAAUGCUGGCAAAGGGUUACAAAUACAGGGACCUGACAGUGCGAGAAAUCAAUCAUGUCAUCACUCAGUACAAGGAUCUAAAACCUGUUAUGGAUUCAUAUGUGUUUAAUGAUGGCUCCAGCAGGGAAUUGAUGAGCCUGGCAGGGACUGUCCCAGUCAGCUACAGAGGAAAUACUUACAACAUCCCCAUCUGUGUGUGGCUGCUGGACACCUACCCUUAUAACCCCCCCAUCUGCUUUGUGAGGCCCACCAGCGCCAUGAUGAUCAAGACAGGGAAACAUGUAGACGCCAAUGGCAAAGUCUACCUGCCCUACCUGCACGAAUGGAAACAUCCCCAAUCAGACCUGUUCAGCCUAAUCCAGGUGUUGAUUUUGGUAUUUGGGGAGGAGCCACCCGUCUUCUCGCGACCUACCACACAAACUCCAUACCAGCCCUUCCAAACAGCAGGCCCAACCACUGCUGCCUAUAUGCCAGGCCCAUCUGCCUCCUAUGGUCCCCCACGUUCACCCAACCCCAGCAGUUUUCAGGGUUACCCCUAUCCUGCCGCCGGCACCUACCCAGCCAGCCCGGGUCCGGGCCACUUCCCCCCCACAACACCCAGUGCUACCACAGGCCCUGCUCGUGAUGGCACCAUUGGCGAGGACACCAUCAGGGCGUCCCUGGUGUCGGCGGUGAGCGAUAAGCUGCGCUGGCGGAUGAAGGAAGAGAUGGACCGAGCCCAGGCAGAGCUCGACGCCCUUAAGAAGACAGAGGAAGACCUGAAGAGAGGUCAUCAGAGGCUGGAGGACAUGAUCGGCAGAAUUGGACAAGAGAUGACGGAUGUAGACAGGAACAUUGAGCUCCUCAAGCAGAAGGACGAAGAUAUGAAAGCGGCGCUUGAGAAGAUGGACAACCAAUCAGAGAGGGGUGACAUUGAUGAUGUCAUCAUUCCCACAGCACCCCUCUACAAGCAGAUACUAAACCUGUACUCGGAGGAGAAUGCCAUAGAGGACACCAUCUUUUACCUGGGAGAGGCUCUCCGCAGGGAUGUCAUCGAUCUGGAGGUCUUCCUCAAGCAUGUACGGAUUCUCUCUCGUAAACAAUUCCAACUACGAGCUCUAAUGCAGAAAGCUCGAAAAACUGCUGGCCUAAGUGAGCUCUACUGAUAACCACACACACACGCACAGACACACACACACACACACACAUCAUACAGACAAUAGAAGUAAAACUGGAUGUUUUUUAUGCCAUAUCCUUAUCUAUAAUGUAUUAUGGAGGUUAUGAUACUAAAGAAGGUCACAUACUGAUGAGGGAAACUGUCAUCUGCAUAAGCCAAGUGUUGUAGCGGUGAAAGUGCUCACCUCUAGUUGAAAUAUAAUUGGCCAAAUGGCAGGGAUUAAUCAAUUUGAGAAGGUUAAAGGAAUAGUUCAGAAUUUUGGACAUACAUGUAGGACCUCAUUUCCAACUUUGCCGAGGUGAUAUAGGUCGGUGGAGACAGUUGGUUCUGAGCUAACGCAUUUCAACGGUAACAUCCAAAACAGUCUUACUCACUCCACAGCACACUCAAGACAAGUAGAUUAAAACGUCAGACUAUCGAUGUCCUUGUUGAUAGAAUAAUUUUAGAAAUAAAAAUAACCUUGCAACUCAAUGAUUUAUUACAUGUUGAGGGACUAGUUUCUCAAUAUCAAUCCGCUACUGCCAUACAGGGAACAAAGUAGGCUAUUGCAAUGCGAUGCAAGGUUAGUUUUAUUUCUAACAUUGUUCUAUCAACACAGACAUGUGCAUCGAUAGUCUUUAUAAUUUAUUUGUUUCGGGUGUUCUGUGGAGUGGAUUAAUCUGUUUUCAGUGGCAGGCUGGAUGUUACCGUUGACUUGCGUUAUCUCGGCACCAGAUGAGCACGAGAUGAAUGCUGCAACUUAAGGAAGGGCAGAAAUUCACAGAAAAUGGUCUCCACCGACCUAUAUCACCCCGACUAAGUUGGAAAUGAGGUCCUAUGUCCAAAAUUCCAAACUAUUCCUUUAAUUACAGUCAGACAUGCUUCGAAAUGUUUUAACAUGCAUAUACAGUACAUUUGCUUGAGAUGCUCUACACUACGUAAAUGUGGGUCCACUUAAUACAAUCUUUAGUUGACAUCCGAUGUACACUUAAAAUGACUUUGCAUUAUAAAAGAGGUGGGGGAGCCUACACAGUGGGGCUGUGAAAGGGUGUGUUGUCCUGACUAAAGCCAGACAAAACCAAAUCAAGUUAAAAUGAAGGACCAAGUUCUUUUCUUCUGUGAUCUCUUGUUGUUCGUCACUUUAUAAAAAGUCUGUUUACAUAGACAUAAGUUUAACAUAAAUAUUCCGAGCAGCCUUAUUUUUUAAAGGGAAACAUUAUAUAUAACCCAGUUGACAAAUAUUUCAUUUAUUUUUACAUGCUAAUAAUUAGUUAUAGUUUUAGGUGAGUUACUGAAUGAUUCCGUAACACUAACUGUGAACUGUAACAUCUCCACACUCCUAUGGAAUUUGCACAGUGAGCUCAUUAACCACGGUGUAAAACUCUAGUGAAUUUGUCAGGAAGUUGUCAUGGUAUUCAGUUAUUUUUUAUGCUUAGGCCUAUAUGAAAUAUCAAUAGAUUUUAUGUCAAUUUAAUUGUCAUACUUGUAGAACAUUCCUAAUUGAACUACCAGUAUGCAGUGAAUGUUACAUUGUCUUAAUUACAUUGCAUAUACAUUUAAAAUUGUUCCGCUACAUAAGCGCCCAUGUACUUUUCAUUAAAAUGCUGUAAUAUUAACAUUG